AAGUCCCAACUGGACCUGAAACCAGCAGGAAGUUCUGCUGGAUCUGGCCGGCGCCGCCCGCCGUCAUUAUUUUUAACAAACACCAAAACGCUUUAGUUUCAUGUCGCCUGGGAUCACCGUCACGUCCAGAACCGACCCAAAGCCGACUCCAUCUUCAAAGCUCAACAGGAAGUGAAGGUCAUGCAGAGGUCGCAGGAAGGCUGCGAAGCCUGAUAUGGACAUAAACAUGCUCACGGACCCCAGGAAGAACCUCACGGUGCCACCGAACCUGACCCAGCUGGCCUCGGAGAACAUCGAGCAUUACCUCAUCAACCUCUUCCUGUCUGGGUUUUACACCCUGAUUCUGUUUCCUGUCGGCCUGGUGGGGAACGUCCUGAUCCUGGUGGUCAACCUGGCCCACUGGGGCCGGCUGUCGGCGCCAGACCUGUACUUCGCCAACCUGGCAGUGGCCGACUUGAUCCUAGUGGCCGACUCCCUGAUCGAGGUGUUCAACCUGAAGAAGGGUUACUAUGACAACGCCGGCCUCUGCACCUUCAUGAACCUCUUCCAGCAGGUCAACCUGUACAGCAGCGUCUUCUUCCUCACCUGGAUGAGCAUCGACCGCUUCGUGGCGCUGACCCGAAUCGCUGCAGGCGCCUGCACCGCACACGCCUGCCGCAGCUGCUGCCUCAUCUGGGCAUUUGCAGUGCUGCUCACCUUGCUGCCGUUCGCCGUCGCCCAGGUGCAGCACUCCGGCGAACUAAACUUCUGCUUCGCCAACGUCAGCCAGGUGCAGUGGCUGGAGGUGACGCUGGGCUUCCUGCUGCCGCUCUGCAUCCUGGCCGUGUGCUACUGGAGGAUCACGCAGGUGCUGCGGCGCAGCCAGAGGCAGCGGUGCAACCUGCAGCAGCGGCCCCGCCGGCAGCGAGCGCUGCGCAUGAUCGCUGCCGCCGUGCUGGUCUUCUUCAUCUGCUGGCUGCCAGUGAACAUCUUCAUCAGCGUUCAUCUCCUGAGCGGCGCCGACACGCCGGGCGCCGACACGCUGUGGGAGCUUUACCCGCUGACGGGCCACGCCGUCCGGCUCGCAGCCUUCUCCAACAGCUGCCUCAACCCGCUAAUCUACGGCUUCCUGGGUGAAACGUUUCGGAAGAAGCUGAUGCUGUUCCUCCAGGAGAAAAGCCACAGCGCCAAGCUGCAACGGUUCGCUUCGGAAAAACACAUUUAUUUUUGACGGAAACCACGGAGGGUUAGGGUUGUGAAAUGGAAGGAAGGACUUUAACUGAUGUAAAAACUGAGAAUUAUUUCUUUAUUUUAAAAUCAAAGUUUCCAGAGCCAAUGCUUCAUUAAAAACUCCAACAGUUGAUGGCAUCUCAAUGUGUGCUGAAAGUAAAACCUGUGCUGGGCACAUUUAAGCUAAUGCGCUAAUCUGUCCUUGAGCGAUUAGCGAUUGCGUUUUGAUGAGCACCAGAAUCAAAACUAUCAACACAAAUCAAAUGUGUUGGUCAAUGUUUGAUUUAUUAAGGUUCCAAAAUAACUAAAAACUUUUAGCCUUGAUUUAAAGGAACUCCGUAUUUCAGCAGUUUUGCAGUUUUCUGGAUGUCUGUUCCAGAUUUGUGGUGCAUAGAAGCUUCAUGCUGCUUUUCCAUGUUUGGUUCUUUAGCUAACUUUGACAAUGUUUAGCACACUUAGCUUCUCAUAAACGAUUUUCCCACAUAUCGUCUAAAGAACUAAUGUACUUGGCUGUUUUGUAAACUUUCAAUUGAAUUAAAUUUGACGUAUGUGUUGAA
This is a messenger RNA of Gambusia affinis (western mosquitofish), 1766 nucleotides long. RefSeq names its product G-protein coupled estrogen receptor 1-like. Bases 215 to 1210 code for a protein of 331 amino acids. The record is from RefSeq and is a predicted model, not a curated record. The transcript is spliced from 2 exons. NCBI's taxonomy places the organism in Eukaryota, Metazoa, Chordata, Actinopteri, Cyprinodontiformes, Poeciliidae. Gene Ontology annotation, molecular function: G protein-coupled receptor activity; nuclear estrogen receptor activity. Gene Ontology annotation, cellular component: membrane. Gene Ontology annotation, biological process: G protein-coupled receptor signaling pathway; cellular response to estradiol stimulus.